Messenger RNA from Erythranthe guttata (spotted monkey flower), 3562 nucleotides. NCBI's taxonomy places the organism in Eukaryota, Viridiplantae, Streptophyta, Magnoliopsida, Lamiales, Phrymaceae. The record is from RefSeq and is a predicted model, not a curated record.
AUCGCAAAACCGUCUCUCUAUUUCACAAUUCCCAAAUUACCCCACUAAUUUGUCAACAAUUACCAAAUUCGUCCCAUCGAAGACCCAACACUGAGGAAUGAGAAAACCCAGAAACCCUUAAAUAUAUUUCUCUCUCCUACUACUUAUGCUCUCUUCCCCCAGGUUACAUUAAUUUCUCUGCAAUUCAUCGAUCGGCGUGGCUGCAAUCUUUCCGGCCAUGACUGUGAUAACUCCUCAGCCCUUGGAUCUACAGGAAGAUGAUGAGAUGCUCGUACCACACUCGGAUUUAGUUGAAGGUCCGCAGCCCUUAGUUGAAGGCCCACAGCCCUUAGUUGAAGGCCCGCAGCCUAUGGAAGUGGUAUCAGCAGAGGGUGCUAGAACUGUGGAAAACCAGGGUCCUGACGACGCACAAGUAGCGCAUUACAAAUGGACGAUAGAGAACUUCUCCAGAAUAAGCAUGAAGAAGAUUUAUUCUGAGGUGUUUGUUGCCGGGGUUUAUAAAUGGCGGGUGCUUAUUUUUCCAAAAGGAAAUAACGUGGACUCCUUGUCUGCGUAUUUAGAUGUGGCUGAUGUAGGUAAUUUGCCGUAUGGGUGGUCUAGAUACGCACAGUUUAGCUUGGCUGUAGUCAACCAAAUGAACAGCAAACAGACGCUAAAAAAAGACACACAUCAUCAGUUCACUCAAAGGGAGAGUGAUUGGGGUUUCACAUCUUUCAUGCCUCUAAGUGAACUUUAUGACCCUAACAUGGGGUACCUGGUGAAUGAUACUUGUGUUAUUGAAGCUGAUGUUGCUGUCCGGAAGGUCAUUGAUUACUGGGCAUACGACUCAAAGAAAGAGACAGGCUAUGUUGGACUUAAGAACCAGGGCGCAACUUGUUAUAUUAAUUCUCUGCUCCAAACCUUGUACCAUAUUCCUUACUUCAGAAAGGCUGUAUAUCACAUGCCAACAACUGAGAAUGAUAACCCCACCGGGAGCAUCCCUUUGGCUUUACAGAGCUUAUUUUAUAAGCUUCAAUAUAACGACACCAGUGUCGCUACAAAAGAAUUGACUAAAUCAUUUGGGUGGGACACAUAUGAUUCCUUUGUACAACAUGAUGUGCAAGAACUCAACAGAGCUUUAUGUGAAAAGCUCGAGGACAAGAUGAAGGGAACUGUGGUUGAAGGAACUAUACAAAAGUUGUUUGAAGGCCAUAAUAUGAAUUAUAUUGACUGUAUUAACGUGGACUUCAAGUCCACAAGAAAAGAAUCAUUUUAUGAUCUUCAGCUUGAUGUAAAAGGUUGCAAAGAUGUGUAUGCUUCAUUCGACAAAUAUGUAGAAGUAGAAUGUCUUGAAGGAGAAAACAAAUACCAUGCUGAACAACAUGGUUUGCAGGAUGCCAAGAAGGGUGUCUCGUUCAUCGACUUUCCGCCAGUUUUAUUUCUUCAGUUAAAGCGAUUUGAGUACGAUUUUAUGAGAGAUACAAUGGUUAAGAUAAAUGACCGCUAUGAAUUCCCGUUAAAACUCGAUCUGGAUAGAGACGACGGCAAGUAUUUGUCCCCCGAUGCGGAUAGGAGUGUUCGAAAUCUCUACAUGCUUCACAGGGCUUUGUGCCCUGUUAAGGAUAUUCAUUUCGAUCUUGUUGAUCAUGAUAAAGUCCAUAACUUCAGAAUCCAGAAACAGACACCUUUGAACCUUUUCAAGGAGGAGGUUGCUAAAGAAUUUGGUAUACCAGUUCAAUUUCAGCGCUUCUGGAUAUGGGCAAGAAGACAGAACCAUACAUUUCGUCCAAACAGGCCAUUGACACCACAGGAGGAAGCACAAACUGUUGGAGCAUUGAGGGAAGUUUCCAAUAAGGCCCACCAUAAUGCAGAGCUGAAGUUGUUCUUGGAAGUAGAGCAUGGACCGGAUUUAAAUAUGCUUCCUCCCCCAGAAAAAAAUAAGGAAGACAUACUCCUGUUCUUUAAGCUUUAUGAUCCCGACAAGGAAGAGCUCCGAUAUGUUGGAAGGCUUUUUGUGAAAAGCUCCACCAAGCCAAGUGAGAUCCUGGAAAAAGUAAAUGAAAUGGCUGGAUUUGCUAGUAGUCAAGAGAUUGAUCUUUUUGAGGAAAUAAAAUACGAGCCAUCUGUCAUGUGUGACCCCCUUGAUAGAAAAGCUUCAUUUCGGUCUAGUCAUAUCGAAGAUGGGGACAUUAUUUGCUUCCAGAAACGACCUCCACCUGAGAGUGAGGGGCAGGUCCGAUUUCCUCAUGUUCCUUCAUAUUUGGAAUACGUGAAAAAUCGCCAGAUUGUGCAUUUUCGAGCUUUGGAGAGACCCAAAGAAGAUGAAUUUUGCCUAGAAUUAGCUAAGAAUCACACUUAUGAUGAUGUUGUGGAAAAGGUUGCCCAGCACCUUGGCUUAGAUGAAUCGUCUAAAAUUCGGCUUACUCCACAUAACUGCUAUUCUCAGCAACCAAAGCCCAAUCCUAUCAAAUACAGAGCAGUUGAUCAUUUGUUAGGCAUGCUUGUCCACUACAAUCAGAUAUCGGAUAUACUGUACUAUGAAGUACUGGAUAUUCCUCUUCCAGAGUUGCAGUGCCUCAAAACGCUGAAAGUUGCCUUCCAUCAUGCCACAAAGGACGAGGCUAUAAUCCUCAAUAUCAGAUUGCCUAAACCAAGCACUGUCGGAGAUGUGAUCAAUGAAAUCAAAACAAAGGUAGAAUUGUCUCAUCCAAGUGCUGAACUUAGGUUGCUUGAAGUUUUCUAUCACAAAAUUUACAAGAUUUUUCCUAUGCACGAAAAGAUUGAGAACAUAAAUGACCAGUACUGGACAUUGCGUGCUGAGGAGAUUCCAGAAGAGGAAAAGAACUUGGGGCCUAACGAUCGCCUGAUUCAUGUUUACCAUUUCACGAAGGAUAGUGCCCAGAAUCAAGCGCAAGUCCAGAAUUUUGGGGAACCAUUCUUUCUGGUCAUCCAUGAAAGUGAAACAUUAGCAGAGAUUAAAGCACGAAUUCAGAAGAAAUUGCAGGUUGCAGAUGAGGAGUUCUUGAAGUGGAAGUUUGCCUUCUUAUCAUUGGGACGUCCGGAAUAUCUUGAGGACUCUGACAUUGUUUCCAGUCGUUUUCAGAGAAGAGAUGUUUAUGGUGCUUGGGAGCAGUACCUGGGGUUAGAGCACUCGGAUACUAGUCCUAAAAGGGCGUAUUCUAACCAGUUGCAGAACCGCCACACAUAUGAGAAGUCGGUGAAAUUAUACAAUUGAGUCUGAGAAUACCGGAAUGAGAGGAAAGGGAAACGAGACCCAUUGUGGCUCUCUGAUAUUUUGGUCUUAAAUCAUUUUUAUUGAAACUAGUCUUUGCUUCUCAUCUUCCCAAAUUUAGUUGCUUUCGUUCAUGUACAUGAUGACGAGAUUUUUGGUUUAUGGGGUUGUAAAGUGGGGUAUAGUUAGGCCUUCCGUAGUGUCUCCUGCCUUUCAGAUUUCAUAUCCCCUUGUUUUCGUUGUAUCUUGUGAAGACUUUAACGAAAUAAGGGGGUUGGUGGUGGUGAGCUUGUUAAAGAAACAAUCAAUCCUGUUGUUUUUUACAGCGGAUAAAAUUUAACUUGUAAAAAA